UACCUGCUGUGAAAGACAGGUGAUCACAUGUUAAAUUUUUGAUGACUGAGAAAAUGGAUACAUGUCAUAGAGAUACCAUAAAGCUUAAUACAUGCCAUAAUGUGUGUUGAUAUCCUCCAACCAGCACUCUUUGAAAUGAGCAUGUCAACGGUAUAUUCAGGAUAAUAACCAAAUUUUAAAAAAAUUCUUGUGAGAAGCACAGCACAUGACAUUUGGGUUCAAAGAAAGUAUUAUAUAAUGUAUACAAUUUUAAAAGCUUAUCCAAAAUAGGACAACACACAUAAUUGGAAACCAUGCAAAAACUGCUUCAUGAACUUUUUUACAAUCAGUUACAUCAAACAUUAAACAUGUAAAGAGUAUUGUAUGUCAGGUGUAGAUCAGUUUCUUCCAGAGCUAUUUGACACCCAUGAAAGGCAGCUUUCUGCCCUAAGUGAGUCAGGUGACCAAGCAGUUUGAUACAGUCGCACGUUGAGAUCCCGUCUGCCUCCAGUGUGGAAGCAUAGGAGACGAGAUGACGUUCAUUGCCAAGACCUUCUACGACCUGAGGGCCACCACGCUGGAGGGUGACUCGGUGGAUUUCAACGUGUUCAGGGGACGAGUGGUCCUGAUAGAGAAUGUGGCCUCGCUCUGAGGCACCACCACCCGGGACUACAGCGAGCUUAGCCAGCUUCAGAGCAAAUACCCCCAUCGCCUGGUGGUCCUGGGUUUUCCAUGUAACCAGUUUGGAUAUCAGGAGAACUGCUCCAAUGGUGAGAUCCUGAGGUCCCUGCAGCAUGUGCGCCCAGGCGGCAACUAUCAGCCCAACUUUACCAUCUUUGAGAAGUGUGACGUCAACGGAACAAACACACAUCCGGUUUUUGCCUACCUUAAAGACAAGCUCCCUUAUCCCGAUGACGACCCCAACUCCCUCAUGAAGGACCCCAAAUUUCUGGUUUGGAGUCCCAUCUGCAGGACGGAUGUCUCUUGGAACUUUGAGAAAUUUCUCAUUGGGCCAGAGGGAGAGCCCUUUAAAAGAUACAGCAAAAUGUUCCCCACCAUUGACAUAGAGCCUGAUAUUCAAAGACUGUUAAGAUUAACCAAGAACUAAGAAUAGCAUCCACCUCUUAAUGACUUCUCAUCCAUCACAAUCAAAGCUGAUAUGCUGUCCCCCACACUUUUAAGCCUUAUUAAAUGAGGGUGAUAUUCUGAAAAGCUGAGGGAAUAUUAUCUGAGGCCUUGUAAGUGCUUAAGAGUAGUGGAGGAGUAAAUUCAAUAUAUGUAAAAGGAUAGAAUUCUUGCAAACUAAAACCAAUGUGGGUGUGCUUCAUAGAAAUAAUCACAAGAGCAGUCCUUUGCAUGUCCUUUUGUGUCUUGUCCUGUGCUAGCCCUGCCAGCAGAUGGUGCUGCUGACUUGAUCAUACAAACAGAUAACUUCUGCCGUGCUUUUAUGAAUUAACAUUCAGCGCACACACACGCAGUCACAAAAUGUUUGCACUGCAAUAAAACCCUAAAAAGCAA
Molecule: messenger RNA, 1497 nt
Organism: Dicentrarchus labrax (European seabass)
Lineage: Eukaryota; Metazoa; Chordata; Actinopteri; Moronidae
Gene: gpx2
Product: glutathione peroxidase 2
Exons: 2
Biological process (GO): response to oxidative stress
Molecular function (GO): glutathione peroxidase activity
Source: RefSeq, a predicted model, not a curated record